AUGUUGGAGUCUUUGGCAGCUAACAUCCUUAACAGGUUUAUUGGCGCCUACAUUGAGAACUUUGACAAUAACAAGCUUAACAUUGGAAUAUGGAGUGGAGAUGUCAAGCUGAGAGAUCUAAGAUUGCGAAAAGAGUCCCUUGAUGAGCUUCGAUUGCCCAUUGACGUCCAAUUUGGCCAUCUUGGAGAGCUUACUCUUCAGAUUCCAUGGUCAAACUUGAAGAGCAAGCCUGUGAAGAUCGUUAUUGACAGCGUUUAUCUACUGGCCACGCCAAAUGAUCCUUCGAAGUUUGAUCCUGAAGAGCAAGAGAGAAGGGCGCAGAAGCUCAAACAAGACAAAUUGGACCAAUUGGAAAUGUUGGCCAACUCCAAGCCUAUGAAGUCUGAUGAAGAUGAAAGGGAAUUGGACCAGCAGGGUAUUGAGAAGAAUGAAUCUUUUGUUGAAAGUUUACUGACGAAGAUCACUGAUAACGUUCAGGUCACGAUCAAGAACAUCCAUGUUAGAUACGAAGAUUUUGAUGUGUUUACCAACAGACCUUAUUCGGUUGGUUUUACUCUUGGUGAAUUGUCCGCUGUGUCUACAGAUUCCAAUUGGGUACCCAACUUCAUAUCUUCUAUUACUUUGUACACGCACAAAUUGCUCACUUUGGACUCGUUUGCUCUUUAUUGGAAUACCGAAACAACUUCGAUUUCAGAUCCCGAUCCUGAAGUUUUGCUCGGAAGGUUUAAAGAGUCAUUGGACAACAGAUCAGACCAUCAAUACAUACUAGAACCAGUCUCUGGAUUAGGCCAUGUAACCUUGAAUAAAGUGGGAACAACAGAAACGGCUCCUCAUGUUGCUUUGAAGUUGUUUUUUGAAGAGUUCGGGGUUAAUCUAGAUGGUGAUCAAUACAGAGAUUUUUUGUGGACUGCAUCUCAAUACCACCUGUACCUGAAAACUAGGAAAUUCCGCAAGUUGCGACCCAAAUGUACUGUCAAGGAAGAUCCAUUGAAAUGGAUGCAAUAUACAGCCAAAUGCAUUUUACAAGAGGUUCACGAGAAGAACCGCAAAUGGUCCUGGAAAUAUUUUGAGUCCAGAAGGGAUCAAAGAAAGCUAUACAUUAAAUUAUGGAAGGAAAAGCUUGAAGGGAAGCAACUUAUAGAUGACAAACUUGAACAAUUCGAAAAACUCGAGUAUGAGCUGUCUUAUCCUGAUAUAAGGUUUUAUAGAUCUCUUGCAAGAAGAGAAUUCAGAAAGGAAAAGGCAACUUCGCCUUCAAACACUUUGUCAAACCAAACAGAGAAAAAUACUUCCGGAGGGUGGUUAUCAAUGAUAUGGGGUCCUUCCAAAAAGGACACCCAAGUCGACGAAUCUAAAGAUCAACUGGAAUUGACAGAAGAACAAAGAAAGGAGCUCUAUGAUGUGAUUGACUUUGACGAGAAACAAGCCAUUACCGAAGCUGUGGAAAUUCCGAAGGACCGCGUCAAAUUGGAGGUAUCUUCAGUUUUACAAAAAGGAUUUCUCGCAAUUAAGAGGACCCAAACCUCAAAGAAUCUAUGUGAAGUAGUAUUUGAAGGUUGCUAUUCCGAAUUCUUUCAACGCCCAGACUCCUUUUUAGCCAGAUUUCAGCUUGAUGAAUUGCGCGUAGAAGAUGGUACUGAAAAUACACUCUACAAGCAUAUUGUCAACGUUAAACCUUUGGGAGACCCUGAGGUGGUUGCACACACCCCUGAAGGCAAACGAGAACCCUUUUUCCAACUAGCGUUUGAAAAUAACCCCUUGGAUGGAUCCGCCGAUUCAUCAUUAACUGCUAGAAUGAAAAGUAUGACAAUUUUCCACAAUCCGAAACUGAUAGAGGAUGUUGCAAGAUUUUUUACACCUCCAAAAAUUCAUUUAGAGACGGUUGGUGCUAUAAUCAAUGCUGCAGAAUCAACUUUGGAAGAUUUCACAAUGCAAACUAGAAUUGGACUACAGUACGCAUUAGAAGAGCACAAAACAAUCAAUUUGAAAUUGAAUAUGCAGUCACCCUUGAUUAUUAUACCUUUGGAUCCUUCUAGUUGGAAAUCCCCAGUGGCAGUCCUAGACGCGGGACACAUUUCUGUUACAAGUGAUUUAGUGGAUCCGUCAAAAUAUCAAGAAGUCACGGAUAAGGUUUCCAAGCAGUAUGAUGACAAUGACUGGAAAACAUUAAAGGACCUAAUGUAUGAUAAGUUUACUUUGAAAAUUCAGGAUGCUCAAGUUUUAGUUGGACAAAACAUCAAGUCAACCAUUUCACAGCUGCAUGGAAACUCGAGUAAUGUGUCAGCGACAAUUUUGGAUAAUUUAAACAUGAACUUUUCGCUUGGAGUUUCAAUUGCUCAAUCUGUCAUUUCUUUACCGAGAUUUAAGAUUGGGGGAGAUGUUCCAAGAUUCAGAGUUGCUCUCAACAACUUUCAGUACAAAGUGAUCAUGCAACUGCUUGAAAAUGCGAUUCCUGACCUUGAUAAUAUCUCCGAAGACGCUGAGACCACUAAAGAAAAUGGGUUUAGCGUUGCAAACAACAAUGAAUCUACUGAAAAGUUUAGUUAUGAGGUUCCCGAUGAUGUUUCGUCUGCGGGUUCAGACGACAAGCCUACGGUGUCUACCCAAAAAUUGUUUGUAUUUAACUUUACUCUAGACACGAUUGAAGUUUCAUUGUUGAGAUGCGACGACGCUUCAACGUUUGUUUCCGAGACACUGAUUCGUAUAAUCGGAAAGAAAGUACAAUUGGAUCUGUUCAAAACAUCUAAGCAGCUUCACGUUGAUCUUUCGCUAUUAGACAUCAAUGUGGAAGACUUUAUCGAGCAAUCAGGAGAAAACGAGUUCAAGUAUCUACUAUCCUCCGAUAAUUUUGAGGAACAUGAGGUAGUCAACAAGAGGGGCAACCUGUUUACUUUAAGUUAUGAUAAAACUCAGAGAAUCGUACCUCUGAAUGGCGAGCAAAUUAUCUGCUUUGACCAAGAUAUUGAUUUGAACAUCGCUGACGUUAAAUUUGUUAUUACAAGAAGGUCCAUUCUAACACUACUGAACUACGCUCUGAAUACGUUCACCGAUGUCAAUCCACCAGAAACUCCAGCCGAUCAAUUAAGACACAAUGAUGACACUGAACAAAUGCUAGCACCUGAAACAAUAAACGUCCGAAUCAAGAUGGAUAGCAUAAUCGCUGUUCUAAACGAUGAUGGGAUCAAGCUUGCCACAACAAAGUUAAGUGAAGCUGAUAUUGGUAUUGUAGUCUUCCCCGAAAGGUUGAAGGUCAGCGCAAAAAUUGGAGGACUUUCUUUAUUCGACGAAGUUAAUGAAGGUGUUUCUAGAUCUUCAGUCUUAAGAAACUUGAUAAGUUUUGAGGGUAAUGACCUUGCCGAACUGGAGUAUGAAACCUUUGAUCCAGCUAUAAACUCCAAAGAAUACAGUGCUACAUUGAAACUCCGUACGGGCUCGAUGAAAAUUGUUUUCGUAGAAGGUCCUUUCAACAACAUAAUAAAGUUCCUUAGUCAAUUCCAGAGGAUGAAGUACAUCUACGAUAAUGCUAGGGAUGCCGCAUUGAACCAGGCAAGCAGUAUCGACAAUAGUACAAAAAUACUAUUUGAUGUUCUUAUUAAGGCUCCUACAGUUGUAUUGCCGAAGGCGAUAGAUCCUACGAAUGAUCGUUUUGAGACAAUUACUGCUUUCUUAGGAGAAUUAUACGCUUCCAAUAAGUUUAUCGAGGAGCGAUCAAAUGUUGUUCAACUUAUAGAUCUAGGAAUAAGAUCUACUAAAGUGACCUCAAAGUUCUACACUAAAGAUCAGAGAGAGCAAUUGUUUGAGAUCAUAGAUAAGCUUGAGCUUAAACUUCAUCUGAACUAUUGCGAUGAAUAUAUAAAAGAGAGACCAAUAUGUGUUGUGAACGGCGGAUUAGAAGGAAGCGAGAUGAAUUUGACCGAGUUGCAAUGUCGCUAUAUCAUGGAAUUGAUGGCUGUGAUACCUAAGGUGUUUCAGUUCGAUUCUGAUUAUGAAGAUGAGAAUUUUGAAGCACUGAGAAAUGAUGCUGAGAACAUGAAUAAGGAGAUUAGAGGCACUAAUGUGGAAAGAGUAGAGGAAGAACAACCUAAAUCUGCGGAGAAAGAAGUUAUACCAUCUGAUCAUACUAAGUUGGAUUUCACAUUUGAUGUCGCACAAAUUGCCCUCACUAUAUAUGAUCAUACUGAUAUGGUAACAUCUUUGGAUAAAUCGUCUCUUUCCCAGAUUUCUCUCAAUGACACUCAUCUGUUGUUCACUUUAAAAGAGAACAAUGAUUUUAGCUCUGAACUGCGAACAAGGUCGUUCAUCGUUGAAGACUCUCGUGAAAUUAAGGACAACAAGUUUACGAAGAUAUUGUCAACGGCCCAAGAUAGUGAUUAUCAGUUCAUGGCUUCAGCAUUCUCUAAAGCAGGUAGCAAGAGUGCUACAUUGGCUAUCGACAGUCCCAAAACGAUUCUUGCUCUUGAUUAUCUAGUUGCCUUGAAAUCUUUUGUUGAUACUGGGUUUAUUUCUAGCGCCAAUCCUGCGCUUCAGAAUGUUCAGUUAUCAACAAUGUCCAACGAAUCACCUGAAGAGGAGGAAUCUGAAUCUGUCUCUGUUGAAUCUCAAGAUCAACUUGCUGUGAAGCAAGAUGAAAAUGAGGAAGCCUUCAAGUUCACUAUUAAUGUUGUUGAUGUAUCGGUUAUACUGUUGGCAGAUCCAAGUCUGGACACAACAGAAGCCAUCGUGUUUAAUGUUGAGCAAAUGUUGUUCGAUAGUCAUCGUACCCAAUCUUUGUCUUUGAAAAAUAUUGGUAUGUUUUUGUGCAGGAUGGAUCAGUUUGAUACCAACAGAUUGAGAAUCUUGGAUAACUUUUCAACCAGUUUGACGGUUGAUGACCGUAAUUCUAGUGAAUUAAAUCGGUUAACAAGCAUCAAACUGCAUAUUGACCCCCUUCUUUUGAGACUUUCCGUUCGUGAUAUCCGACUAGCAAUUUCAAUAGUUAACAAAGCAAUUGAUCUGAUGGGACAGCAGGAUAAAGAACCAGACAAGUCCACAACCGCACCUGGAGUUCAGUAUAUUUCUUUCACAAAAGAAUUCAAGAGAAAACUAUCUCAAUACGCUCCGACUAUCAUCUCUACUAUUUCUCAAACGUCAGUCCGUUCCUACAAAGUCAAGAAUAAGGCACAAGUUGUUGUGAGAGAUGAAUCACUGGUUGCAAAUUUUGAAGGUCUUCGAUGUGUGUUGAUAGGAGAUGUUUAUGAACUUCCUGUACUCGAUAUGAAUGUCAAACCUUUCGACGUAGUUGCCAAGAACUGGUCGACAGACCUAGAGGCUUUUUCAAAUUUGGAGUCAUUUGUAAACAUAUUCAACUAUUCGAGUUCAGCAUGGGAACCUCUCAUCGAGCCUUGGCCAUUGGGCUUUCACGUUAAAAAGUCACGUAAAUUAGCCAAAGGAGAUUCCGACAAGUUUGUGGUGAAUAUUAGCUCCACGGAUAAAGCCGAGAUCACGAUGACUUCUAGAUCUCUUGCAUUGCUGAACCAGGUAGCGACUUUUUUGACUGAUGAUAUACCUCUGCAACCUCGAGGUGAGAACAGCCCUUACAGAAUACUCAACCAUACAGGCUAUAACAUUAAAGUUUGGAUUGAAGGGUCUGAAUCGAACAGACUCACCUCUAUUGCCAAUGGAGAUGAGGUUUCUUGGGUAUUUGAAGACUGGAGAACAUUGCGUGAAUCUCUUUCAGUUGAUAGCAUGAAAGGGUUCAUUGGAAUUGAGCUGGAAGAUUCCCCGUAUGAAAAGCUGCAGCAAGUUUCGUUACAAACUAUAGGAGAAGAAAUAUUCACAUUACAGCCAGCAAGAGGUAAUUUUCACAAUCGUUUAGUUGUAACGAUCACCCUUGGGGAAGAUAGCGUGAAGCAUGUUGUAAUUCGGUCCACAGUUAAAGUCACGAAUACUACUCAAGUAAAAAUCCGUAUCGGUCUUAACUCUGACCCGAAGUCAAGUGUUCCUCAGAAGAGCUUCACAAUCAAUCCUGAUGAAACUUAUGCUAUCCCGAUUGAUAAUGUCCUAAAUGAUUCUAUUUUUGUUAAACCAGAAGGGUUAGACUCAUCGUUUGGUUGGUCAAGCAAUAGCACGACGUGGAAGACAUUGAGGAAUGAGACUGUAUCUUUUGCUUGCACUGAAGAGGAAGGAAAAGAAAGAGCAAACUUUUAUUUCCAAGCUUAUGCUAUUGUAAACGAAAACUAUGCUUUAGCAAAAGUUUAUCCUCAAAUGGAAAUUGUUAUUUCGCCACCAUUGGAGCUUAUUAACUUACUACCCUAUGACUUAUCUUAUAGAAUUUACGACAAGAGCUCAAAGAAAGAUUGGAGAAAUUUUUUGAAACAAGGCAACUCUAGCGCUGUACAUGUUGUCAAGUUGGAUCACUUUUUGCUUUUGAGUUUGAAACCAUUAGAUUGCGGUAUAGACAAGUCUGAUUUCUGUAUCAUCAAUUCACCAAAAAACAGUGACUUCAAACCGGAAACCAGAGUAACGACCAGAGGUACAGACGGACAAAGGCUUCACUUAAACUUGCACUAUUCAAAGAUUCACAGUGAUUAUGCAGGGGUAAAGAUAACUAUAUUUUCGCCUUACGUGGUGUUGAAUCGAACCAGUGAAGAUCUGUUUUUGAGUGAGGGCUAUAAUACUAUGAAGUCUUUUGUUAGCGAUUCUCAAACUGAUAAGCAUAGAUUGGUAAAGAAGGCUUUACCAAAAAUGUUCUCUUUUGAUAGAGACAACUGGAAUGGCAAUAGAGCUACAAUACGACUUUCAGAUUCUGAAGUCAGUAGAAAGGUUGGCCUUGACACAGUGGGCCAAUCUGUUAACGUUGAUGUUCCAUGUAAUACGCGAGGAUAUGAAAAGAAUCUCAGUGUGACCAUUGGAGAAGGUUCAGGAAAGUAUUGGCUUAGCAAAGUAGUUACAGUUGCACCGAGAUAUAUUUUCACAAACAAAAUUGAGAGUACAGUCAUCCUUCAGGAAUAUGGUACUGGAAAACAGUUGAAAGUGAGACCAGGAUCUUCGAUUCCUCUCUAUAAUCUAAGAACAGGACGUAAGAAACAGCUCACGCUAGGACUUGACGACGGAAGUACUCAAUUGUCCUCACCUUUUAAUAUCAACGACAUUGGUGAAAUUUAUCUUAAAAUUCUGAAACACAACAAUGAUUACAUUCUCACCAAGAUCAAUAUUUUACUGGAAAACGGAUCUCUGUUCAUAACAAUCAUAGAUGCUAAUGGUAAAUGGCCAUUUUCGAUGAGGAACUUCAGUGAUUCAGAGUUCAUAUUCUACCAGAGUAACCCUAUGAUCAAUGAAGAGGGGAUUCUGGAAGACCCAAGCUACCGAUUCAAACCAAUAUACUACAGGCUGCCACCAAAGAGUGUUAUGCCUUACACUUGGGACUAUCCAGCAGGUUCAAUGAAGGAAUUGAUUAUCCGCUCACACAAUGCUGAGAGACAUGUGCAAUUACAAGAGAUAGGAAGCUUGAAACCCAUGGUAUUACCUGCUACUAGCACCGAAGAAAAGUCCAUUGUUGACUUGAAUGUAGUUGCCGAUGGUCCAACACAAUCGUUAGUGAUUUCCAAUUAUGAUUCAUCGAAGAGUAUGUACAAGCUGCAUUCCAAAUCAGAAUCUAGCACUACGGUCGCUGAUAAGUUUGAAACAAUUGACUCAGAAAACGACUACUUUUUUCAACUUAUUGUCAACUUGGAAGGUGCAGGCUUUUCUUUUAUCAAUAACAGGCAGCAAGAGUUAUGCUACUUGACCUUAAGAUCGUUGGAAGUACGCUAUAACGAAUCUGAUAUCUAUCAAAAUUUGAGUUUCAAGUUGAAAUGGUUUCAACUCGAUAACCAACUUUAUGGAGGGAUAUAUCCAAUUGUGUUAUAUCCUAGUGUGUUGCCUAACUCCAACAAAGACAUCAAUAAUCAUCCCGCUUGGUCAGCCUCCAUAUCAAAAGUCAAGGAUGAGUCGCACGGUGUUACGUUAAUCAAAUAUGCUACCAUAUUAUUGCAAGAGUUUACGCUUGAGAUCGACGAAGAUUUCUUGUUUGCGGUUUUGGAUGCCCUUAAGGUGCCUGGUAAAGCUAAAGUUGAAGAUAAACUAUGUGAUAAUGAUUUGGAUUUGCCAACAUUGGAUAAGAAUGUUUCUGAUAGCGAUAUUUAUUUUGAAGCUCUUCAUUUCCAGCCAAUGCAAAUGAACUUGUCUUUCGUUCGUACGGAGCAUAUCAAUGCUGACGAGGUUAGCAACUCAGACAAUGCCUUGUCGUUUUUCCUGAAUAUUUUAACCAUGGCCAUAGGAAACAUCAACUAUGCUCCAGUGAGGCUUAAUGCCCUUCUGAUUGAAAAUGUUCGUGUGCCAGUUCCAUUGUUGUUGCAGCUUAUCCAGACCCAUUAUGGCCAAGCAUUCUUGUACCAGGUGUACAAGAUUCUAGGAUCCGCUGAUUUCCUGGGUAAUCCAGUUGGUUUGUUCAAUAACCUAAGUUCUGGAUUCUUGGAUAUAUUUUACGAACCUUACAUGGGCUUUGUUAUGAAUGACCGACCACAGGAGCUUGGAAUAGGAUUAGCAAAAGGAAGUUUGAGUUUUGUCAAAAAAUCUGUAUUUGGACUAAGCGAUAGCUUUGCGAAAUUUACUGGUUCUAUGGCUAAAGGGCUUACAGCUGCCACUCUUGACACAUCUUUUCAAGAGCGACGUCGUCUUAAUCAAAGGAGGAACAAAAGCAAACAUGGGUUCCUUGGUUUUUCAGCAGGUGCAUCUUCUUUGUUUGAGAGUGUAUCUAGUGGUAUUACUGGCCUUACAGAUGCACCAUCUCAAGGCGCUGCGACAGACGGUGCUUCUGGAUUCCUCAAAGGAAUUGGAAAGGGUCUUAUAGGGUUACCAACGAAGACUGCCAUUGGAUUUUUUGACCUUGCUUCCAACGUUGGUGAGGGUAUUAGAAGCACAACAACGGCUUUCGAUGGUGAAGGCAUAGAGAAGGUGAGGUUACCUAGGUUUGUCGCUCAGAACUCUCCUAUCAGUCCUUACUCCGAACGCGAUGCCCAGGGUCAAUUUUGGCUUAAAUCAGCUAAUGGAGGUCAAUUUUUCAACGAUAAAUAUCUAACCCAUGCAGUUCUACCCGGAGGAGAAUAUGUUGUCGUAAUUUCCUAUACACACAUUAUCCUGGUUUCGAUAGCAGAUCUUUCUGUUUCUCGAAGCAUUGAAAUGAAGCAGAUUAAGUCCAUCUUAGUCGACAGCACAGGGUUGCAAAUCAAAUUAACAGAAAGGGAUUCCAAAUCCGAAGCUACCGAAAUGUUCAUACCUCUUCCUGAACAGAAAACUAGAAGGGAAGUUUAUCAGAAAUUAUCAAUUGCUGUACAAGACUUUAACAAGAGAUGUCAAGUUAUUUUAUGA
Messenger RNA from Komagataella phaffii GS115, 9387 nucleotides. Its product is annotated as Putative vacuolar protein sorting-associated protein vps13. The transcript has a single exon. Gene Ontology annotation, cellular component: extrinsic component of membrane. Gene Ontology annotation, biological process: protein retention in Golgi apparatus; protein targeting to vacuole; mitochondrion organization. Lineage: Eukaryota; Fungi; Ascomycota; Pichiomycetes; Pichiales; Pichiaceae. The record is from RefSeq and is a predicted model, not a curated record. Bases 1 to 9387 code for a protein of 3128 amino acids.